AUAGAAGACACUAAUUAUGAUGAGAGCUAUUCUGAUUUUGAUGAACCUGCAACUGAAAUAGAAAACCUUUCUAUUCUUAAUUUCGGCAUUGAUGCAUAUCAAGAUAUUAAGAAUAAAAUUUUACAGAAGAAUAGUAAUAAUGAAAAUGAAGAUUACAAUCUUAAUGAUACGACUGAAGAAAAUAUAUC
Molecule: messenger RNA, 188 nt
Organism: Dentiscutata erythropus
Lineage: Eukaryota; Fungi; Glomeromycota; Glomeromycetes; Diversisporales; Gigasporaceae
Source: the annotation of a GenBank genome assembly